GUGGCCCAAUAAAAGUUGGGAAGCCCACGGAAAGCGUGGGGAAACGGAGAUGCAGCAGCAGCAGCAAACUCAGGCGGCCCGCAACCCAACCUCGGCAGAGUCGACGGCGGAGGCUCCGCCGAAGCAGGUGGCGCUGGCGAUGGACCGCUUGGCCCAAGCCGCUCGCCUCAUCGCCGAUGUCCGCCUUGGCGCUGACCGGCUCCUGGAGGCCCUCUUCGUCUCCGCACAGCCCCACCAGACCACUAAACCGCUCCAUCUCUUCCUCAAAGAAGACUCCUCCAUGCGCCAACACCUCCAAGAUCUUCGCACUAUUGGAAAGCAACUGGAAGAUUCUGGGGUUCUCAAUGAAUCUCUUCGGUCACGAAGCAAUUCUUGGGGCUUGCAUAUGCCUUUGGUUUGUCCAGAUGGUGCUGUUGUUGCUUAUGCUUGGAAACGUCAACUUGCUGGCCAGGCUGGUGCAUCUGCCGUUGACAGGACCAGAUUAGCUCUAAAGGCCUUUACUGAUCAGAAACGGCGGUUUUUCCCUCACCUUGAUGAUGGAUUAAACGGUCAGAGUUCUGCUUCUGAGUCGGUUCCAAAGAAACAUUGUGGUUCUCAGAUCUCAACAGUUACUCAACAAGAAGAGCUUAGUGAUUACAGAACACUAUCAGAUGUUCUAAUGCAUGUGGAAAAAGACAUGCCAAACAUGAAAAUUUUCACUUACCAACGAUUGGACUGGUUAAAAAGAGCUUCUACACUUCCCUGUUCAGCAGAGGAGUUUUUGAUGGAUUCAUCGAAAGAGCAUGACUUUCAUAUUUCAAAUAAACCAAGAUUGGGAUUGCUGGGUGCUGUUGCUGCUGAUAAAGUCGCUGUAAUUGAGUUGUUGUUUCCUUCAAUAUUCAGAGCUAUAAUAUCAUUGCACCCAGCUGGUUCUAUUGACCCUGAUGCUGUAGCUUUCUUCUCUCCAGAUGAGGGAGGCAGUUAUGUACAUGCCAGAGGUUUUUCAGUUUAUCAUGUAUUUAAACAUGUCACGGAGCACGCUGCUAUGGCCUUGCAACAUUUUCUUGGAACCAACACUGAAACAGCAUUGUAUUCUCUUUUGCACUGGAUCUUCAGCUAUCAAACCCUAUUUACAGAACCUUGCAGUAAAUGUAAACGGCUACUGUCAAUGGAUAGACAAUCAGAUUUACUGUUACCUCCUGUUUACCAUCCUUAUCGAAGCUUCUGCGCUAUUAAAAGUUCAUCUCCCCAAUCAAUAUCCUCAACAAAGAACCAGACUUUGGAUGCUUCUCACGCUUAUCAUGUUGGUUGCUUUUCAGAGGAAGCAUAGUCACAUCCAAUGUCGAAGGUAUGCUGACAAGGCUUUAUGGGUGGAGAUAUAGGAAGAUGAAAAGUGAAUUCUUUCCAAAAGGCCUCCUAUUGAGACUUGAAUUUUUCCAUUGUAGGACAAUGAUUAAAUGGCCAAUUACUCUAGGGAUUAUGAAAAUAUAUCAGUUUUAUUUUUCUUUUUCUCCAAUUUUCUUUUCAGGGUUGGAGUGCAGACUUUAUUAAUUUCCCUUUCCCCCUCUUAACUGCAUUUCUCGCUGUGCAUAUUUAUAUUCAUCAGUGUCCUGAAUCCUAAUUGUUAUGACCUUAGCCAUGGUGGAGCAUUUUGUAUAAUGAUAACGUAGGGUUUUCUUGUACUCUACUUUUAAGAUA
Messenger RNA from Vitis vinifera (wine grape), 1677 nucleotides. RefSeq names its product mediator of RNA polymerase II transcription subunit 27. Gene Ontology annotation, cellular component: mediator complex. Lineage: Eukaryota; Viridiplantae; Streptophyta; Magnoliopsida; Vitales; Vitaceae. The record is from RefSeq and is a predicted model, not a curated record. The coding region runs from base 50 to 1309 and encodes 419 amino acids. The transcript has 7 exons. Gene Ontology annotation, biological process: regulation of transcription by RNA polymerase II. Gene Ontology annotation, molecular function: transcription coactivator activity.